AUGGGCUCUCAUCAGAUCGAGCAGGUUGAUGUCCUGCUCGUUGGAGCUGGCUUUGCCUCAUUCACUUUGCUGAACCGCCUACGAAAACUCGGCUACAGCGUCCGUAUCUUCGAGAAAGGAUCUGCUAGUGGCGGUAUCUGGUACUGGAACUGCUAUCCCGGGGCCCGCGUGGAUACCGAUACACCCAUCUACCAGCUAUUUGAUAAAGAGCUAUGGGAAGAUUUCACCUUCAAGGAGCGAUAUCCAGGCUGGCAGGAACUUCGCCGCUACUUCGAGUACGUCGAGAAGAAGUGGAAUAUUCGUGACUACACUUCGUUCAACAAGCACGUGGACAGCGCUGUCUUUGAUGAGAGUCGCCAACAGUGGUUGGUCGAGUGCGCGGACGGGACCGAAAUCUACGCGAGGUGGUUCAUCCCCUGCAUCGGAUUCGCCAGCAAACGGUAUACGCCCCCCUUUCCCGGGCUCGGCAACUUCAAGGGCGAUAUCUACCAUACCGCAGUAUGGCCUCAGCACGGUGUAAAUUUGAAGGGCAAGCGAGUUGCUGAAGUGGGCACCGGGGCCUCUGGAAUACAAGUCAUCCAGGAAAUCGGUCCGGUGGUGAAGGAGUUGACUGUUUACCAGAGAACCCCCAAUAUGUGUCUGCCUAUGAACCAGCGCAUGCUCGACCCCCAAGAAGAGGAGGAGAAAAAGAAGAAUGGCUGGUAUGAGGCGGAAAUGGAGAAGACCCGCAACACUUUUGCCGGCUUCACCUACGACUUUCUGGAGAAAAACACCUUUGACGAUACACCCGAAGAACGCGAAAAGGUUUACCAUAAACUCAUGGUCGAAGAUGGCGGGUUCAAAUUCUGGCUUGCCACGUACAAGGACAUGCUGUUUGACCUCAAAGCCAAUGAACCGGCGUACCAGUUCUGGCGCCGGCAGGUCUUGAAACGCGUCAAGGAUCCCGAGAAACAAAGGCUUUUGGCACCUGAGGUGCCUCCGCAUCCAUGGGGCACCAAGCGCCCGUCCCUCGAACAGAGGUUCUACGAAGUGGUCGAUCAACCCAAUGUGAAGAUCAUUGAUGUCAACGAGAACCCGAUCGAAGAAGUCACUGCCACCGGUCUCAAAACCAAACAGGGUCUUGUCGAGGUGGACGUGAUCAUCCUGGCUACCGGCUUCGACUCGGUCACGGGCUCGCUGGCUCAACUCAACAUCCAAGGCACAAACGGAGGCACAAUUGCCGACCAUUGGAAGGAUGGCACCAAGACUGCCAUGGGUAUUGCCAUGCCCGAAUUCCCCAACAUGUUCUUCUUGUACGGACCUCAGGCACCCACCGCCUUUAGCUCGGGCCCGUCCUGCACGCAGUUCCAAGCUGAAUGGGUUGAGAAGACGUUCAAGGUGAUCAAGGACAAGGGCAUCACCAGGCUUGAAGCCACUCCGGAGUCCGAGGAGGACUGGUGCAAGAGGAUGAACGAGAAGUGGGAUGCGACUUUGUUUCCCAUGGCCAAGAGUUGGUACCAAGGCGCCAACAUCCCAGGCCGAAAAGUCGAGCCGCUGAAUUGGUCCGGCGGAAUGGUCGAGUAUGUCAACACUUUGAACCGCAGUCUAGAGAAUGAUCUCCAGGGCUGGAAAUAUUCAACCGCCACCGCGUGA
Molecule: messenger RNA, 1632 nt
Organism: Fonsecaea multimorphosa CBS 102226
Lineage: Eukaryota; Fungi; Ascomycota; Eurotiomycetes; Chaetothyriales; Herpotrichiellaceae
Exons: 3
Coding region: 1-1632 (543 amino acids)
Molecular function (GO): N,N-dimethylaniline monooxygenase activity; NADP binding; flavin adenine dinucleotide binding
Source: RefSeq, a predicted model, not a curated record